Culex quinquefasciatus (southern house mosquito) is the source of this 711-nucleotide messenger RNA. RefSeq lists its product as uncharacterized. NCBI's taxonomy places the organism in Eukaryota, Metazoa, Arthropoda, Insecta, Diptera, Culicidae. The coding region runs from base 1 to 711 and encodes 236 amino acids. The record is from RefSeq and is a predicted model, not a curated record. The transcript is spliced from 4 exons.
AUGCAGGAGGACCUGGAACUGGUGCUCGACUACCUGCCCUGGCAGAACAAUCUACUGGCUCUCAACAUCGCUUUACCAAUGUUGAACGAGCUUGCGGACAUGCAUACUGGACGGAUCCCGUCGGCAAGAAUCGAGACUGCUGCUUGGCACAUCCCGAGCGACGUGUUCCUGGCAGACCCGACGUUCAGCGAGCCGCACGAGAUCGACCUGGUUAUGGCAUCGAACUACUUGCUGCGAACGGAUCGAGUGAAACUGGCAAACGGCACCGUGACUCUGCAGCAAGAAGUGGAAGAGCACUUUCACGGCACCCACGCCCGUGACGACAGUGGCCGCUUCCUCCUCCAGUUGCCGUUCAAGGACGCGGUUCUUGAGCUGGGCGACAACCGAGUCCAAGCGUUGAGGAGAUUCAACCGUCUGAAGCGCCGUCCGUCGUGCAACCCGGAAUUACGGGAGCAGUACACGGAGUUAGUCAAAGAGAACGAGGCGCUGGGUCACUGCAAAGAAAUUGAUGAGCGAGAAGAUCCACCAGAAGUGCUUCGUCCACAAAGCGGCGACUCCGAAGCCGGCAAGUACUCCUUGAUCGAUGUGUUGAAGGUGGGACCGACCGUUCAGAACGACCUGUUCUCUAUAAUUCUACGUUUCCGUCGCCAUCCGGUCGCAUCCACCGCCGACGUGGAGGAAGAACCCGAACGAGCGCUUGCGAGUGUCUGA